This is a messenger RNA of Patella vulgata (common limpet), 1032 nucleotides long. Its product is annotated as chitotriosidase-1-like. Gene Ontology annotation, biological process: chitin catabolic process; carbohydrate metabolic process. Gene Ontology annotation, cellular component: extracellular region. Bases 1 to 1032 code for a protein of 343 amino acids. The record is from RefSeq and is a predicted model, not a curated record. NCBI's taxonomy places the organism in Eukaryota, Metazoa, Mollusca, Gastropoda, Patellidae. Gene Ontology annotation, molecular function: chitin binding; chitinase activity. The transcript is spliced from 7 exons.
AUGACGCGGAAAUGUGAUGGAUCAGAAACGGCUAAAAACUUGAAGGUUGUUUGUUACUAUGCUAACUGGUCUCAAUAUCGAGCUGGUAGUGGUAAAUUCCUUCCCGAAGAUAUCAACCCAAAACUCUGCACCCACAUCAUCUUUGCGUUUGCUAAAUUGUCUGGCAACCGAUUAGAAACUACAGAAUGGAACGACAACAGUUGGAAUUAUCCUCGCGGUUUAUAUCAACGAACCCUCGACUUAAAGAAGUUGAAUCCCUCCCUGAAGGUAAUGUUGGCUGUCGGAGGUUGGAAUGAAGGUGUGGACGGUUUUUCGGCCAUGGUGUCAACUUGGGGUAAUCGACAGGAAUUCAUUAGAACAAGUAUUCAAUAUUUGAGAGAUAUUGGUUUUGAUGGAUUAGAUUUGGAUUGGGAGUAUCCCGCUUACAGAGGCAGUCCAGCUAUAGAUAAACAAAGGUUUCAAUUUCUUGUAGAUGAAUUGAGGAUGGAAUUUGAAAAAGAUGCUACUAAAACAGGAUAUGACAGACUGAUAUUAUCUGCUGCCGUAUCAGCAACACCUAGUGUUAUUGAUGGUGGUUACGAAGUACCUACUAUAGGAAAAUAUUGGGUUGAAAAAGGUAUGCCGAGAGAAAAAAUCGUUGUUGGUAUGCCGAUGUAUGGAAAUACAUAUACCCUGGCUAGUCGGUAUAAUUCGGGUUUAGGUGCACCAGUUACAGGAGGUGGGACGAAAAGAGCAUACUCAGGUGUAUCUGGAACCAUUUUAUAUUAUGAGAUAUGUGAAAGUAUAUAUGGUAGUUAUAGAACUGUGCGAGAUUAUGAUAUGCAGACACCAUAUGCUACAGCUGGUGAUCAAUGGGUUGGGUUUGAUGAUGAAAAAAGUUUGGCUACUAAGAUGGAUUGGGUGAUAUCAGAAGGAUAUGGUGGAGCUAUGAUCUGGGCUAUAGACUUGGAUGAUUUUAGUGGUGGUUUUUGUGGAAAAGUAUAUCCUCUAUUAUCUGUUAUCAGUAAUUGUUUAAUCUAUGGAAAAGGGUAA